AUGUCCCAACAGACCGUUAUCCGUCUCCCCGGUGAGCGCAACUCGCUCAAGAACUUCAAAGCCUUCAAGGAGUCUAUUCCCAAGCCCGCCAAGUAUGAGGUCCUGAUCAAGGUUCACUCCGUGUCUUUGAACUACCGCGACGUUGGUGUUGCGCUCUCCCUGUACCCGUUCCCCACUAAGGACAACGUCGUUCCUUGCUCUGAUGCCGCCGGUAUCGUGAUCGAGGUUGGUGAGGGUGUCAAGAACGUUGCCAAGGGCGACCAUGUGAUCAGCACCUUUGAUCCUACCAACCUCUACGGCCAGCAGCCGAAUUGGGACAAUGGUCACGGCGCACCGGUUGAUGGUGUCCUUCGUGAAUACUUCACUGUCAACUCGGCCGCUGUUGUUCAGCUCCCCAAAGACUCCCCCCAGAGCUUCUCCGAGUGGUCCACCCUUGUCUGCACCGGUGUCACCGCAUGGAACGCUCUUUAUGCCAACAUUCCUCUGAAACCUGGCCAAAUUGUACUUGCUCAAGGAACUGGCGGUGUCUCCAUCACCGGUUUGAUUCUGGCCAAGGCUGCCGGUGCUACCGUCAUCAUUACUUCCUCUAGCGAUGAGAAACUCGAAUUCGUCAAGAAGACCUAUGGUGUAGACUACACAAUCAACUACAAGACCCACCCUGAGUGGUCUAAAGAGGUCAUGAAGAUCACCAACGGCCAGGGUGUCGAUUAUAUUCUCGAAAACGGGGGUUCUGGGACUAUCGCUGAGAGCAUCAAUUCCGUCAAAAUGGGAGGCAACGUCUCCGUCAUCGGUUUCCUUUCCAAGGCCAAGGAGAUGCCCGAUGUUGCUAGCAUGGCUCUCGCUAAGGGAGCUGUCGUCCGCGGUGUCGUCGUCGGAUCUACUCAACUUCUGCAGGAGGUCGUCCGAUUCGUUGCCAGCAGGGGCCUUCGAUUGCCCGUUGAGAAGGAAUUCAGCUUUUCCGAAGAGAACACCGUUAAGGCCUUUGAGUACCUCACAUCGGGCACUCAUGUUGGCAAGGUCUGCAUCAAGCUCGUCGAUUAG
This is a messenger RNA of Penicillium coprophilum, 1041 nucleotides long. RefSeq names its product zinc-dependent alcohol dehydrogenase family protein. Bases 1 to 1041 code for a protein of 346 amino acids. Gene Ontology annotation, molecular function: oxidoreductase activity. NCBI's taxonomy places the organism in Eukaryota, Fungi, Ascomycota, Eurotiomycetes, Eurotiales, Aspergillaceae. The transcript is spliced from 2 exons. The record is from RefSeq and is a predicted model, not a curated record.